This is a messenger RNA of Hippocampus comes (tiger tail seahorse), 2778 nucleotides long. RefSeq names its product pbx/knotted 1 homeobox 2 (gene pknox2). NCBI's taxonomy places the organism in Eukaryota, Metazoa, Chordata, Actinopteri, Syngnathiformes, Syngnathidae. Gene Ontology annotation, biological process: regulation of DNA-templated transcription. The record is from RefSeq and is a predicted model, not a curated record. The transcript is spliced from 12 exons. Bases 229 to 1662 code for a protein of 477 amino acids. Gene Ontology annotation, molecular function: DNA binding.
GGGCUUGCUAUGUCUGACGUCACUUGCUGCGUGGAGGAGUAUAGGCUGUGCUGUCAACCCUGUGUCAGUCUGAUGAAGAUUGGCAUGCAGGCUCUUGGUGAAGAGUUGGACCCUGGGCCACUGUGCAAACACGAGUGAAAACCACCGUGCUGCUGUGGGCCAGCUAACUUCUCAAUGUGACGCUAUCCCAUGAUACAACAUGUGUCACCGGCAUGACCUGCACUGAUUAUGAUGGCCACCCAUCGCGUUCCUCCACCGUCGUACCAGGAGAGCCAACAGAUGACGGGCACAACCCAGCAGAACAACAAGACCCCACAGGUCCAUAUCCCAGCAGCCCCUACAGGAGGAAAUAACUCUGUCAGUGUGACCCUUGACCCACAAACCCAACUUGAAUCUGACAAGAGGGCUGUUUACAGACAUCCGUUGUUCCCCCUGCUGGCGUUGUUGUUUGAGAAAUGUGAGCAGGCUACACAGGGAUCUGAGUGCAUCACGUCUGCCAGCUUUGAUGUCGACAUUGAAAACUUUGUUCACCAGCAGGAGCGGGAUCAUAAGCCUUUCUUCAGUGAAGAUCCAGAGCUGGACAACUUGAUGGUUAAAGCUAUUCAAGUGUUGCGGAUCCACUUAUUGGAGCUCGAGAAGGUCAAUGAACUCUGUAAGGAUUUCUGCAACCGAUACAUCACCUGCCUCAAAACCAAGAUGCACAGUGACAACCUCCUCCGUAACGACCUGGGGGCACCCUAUUCUCCUACGCACACCAAUCUCAGCAUGCAGCAGGAACUAAAUCAGACCUCCUCUCCGUCCAUGACCUCUGUGUCCAACCCUGUCAACCCUGCAGGGAUUGUGGCACCCAGUGGGGGUUUGCAGCAGGGCAAUGUUUCUAUGACGACCAUCAACUCUCAAGUGGUAUCGGGUGGGACGCUGUAUCAGCCGGUUGCUAUGGUGACAUCACAAGGACAAGUGUUAACGCAGGCACUGGCACCGGGAACCAUUCAGAUCCAGAACUCACAGUUAAAUGUCGAUCUGUCAGCCCUAUUGGACAGCGAAGACAAGAAGUCAAGGAAUAAGAGGGGGGUCCUUCCCAAACAAGCCACUAACAUCAUGCGCUCAUGGCUCUUUCAGCAUCUUAUGCACCCGUAUCCAACAGAGGACGAGAAAAGGCAAAUUGCAGCACAAACAAGCUUGACACUUUUGCAAGUGAAUAACUGGUUCAUCAAUGCUCGCCGGCGUAUCCUCCAGCCUAUGCUGGAUGCCAGUAACCCUGACCCAGCUCCUAAAGCAAAGAAGAUGAAGUCCCAGCAUCGUCCCACCCAGCGCUUCUGGCCCGAUUCCAUUGUGGCUGGAGUUUUGCAAACGCACAGAUCUCAAACAGGAAAUAAUUCAGACGAUCCACUUAGCCUGGACAGCCUCCAGUCGCUGUCAUCGGACUCUGCCACUCUGGCCAUGCAGCAAGCCAUGCUUGGAGCUGAUGACUCCAUGGAUGGCACGGACGACGAGGAUGAAAAUGAGGAGGAGGAGGAGGAGGGGGAAGAGGAAGAGGAAGGAAUGGAGGAGGAGGAGGAGGAAGAGGACGGAGAGAAUGAAAUCAAUACGGGGAGGCCGAUGCCCACCGGAGGAGCGGGAAGAAGAGAUGUGAGCAUAGAGCACAGAGAGGAACUGGAAUAGUCGGAGAGGAGAGAGACACGAAGACGUUGACCUCACUUGGCCCAUCCACACGGCGAAUUUCCGAUUCCAACCUAAUAUGGCACCGUUGCCAUAUUUAAUAUGCACGUCCAACAAGUGUUCGAAAUGCCAAUCGUCCCAACAAUUUAGCUCGACGAAAUGCGGUUACCAACUGUAAUUACAUCACUUUGCAAAAGCAAGGCUUAGUCAAAAAGUGAGAGGAGACGAAGGCAUGCUUUUGAAAUACCUGCACAAUCCUCCUUCAUCCCUGUUAAAAUCUUCCGGAUUCUCAGGUCGAACAAAACACUGAGCAUUUUUUUUUCUUCCACUUCAACGUAUUCGAGCUUGCCGAAAGCCUUUUAAGCAUGAUCUUUGAACGUUCGGUUCUCCAUAAGCAAAUCCAAUGUAGUAGGCAAGUGUCUUGAUGAGUGAAGGUGUGCAGAUUUUUUUUUUUUUUUUUUUUUUUUUUGCUUUCGGUUGUUUGUUUUCGUUUGGGGCUCAGAAGAUAAGCUCAAGCAACAUGACAAUGAUGGCUGUCUGCAGUGUCCUUCGAGAUCUGCUUUGCUCUUUUAGGUGAUUAUUGUAUGUUGCUUUUCCGAAAGGGGAGCGCGGCAAAAGUUACCAACCCCCCGCAAACUUUUUCCCACGUCAGUUGGAAUCACACAAUCAGUCGAGGAAUUUGGAAUCUCCGACUGAAUAAGCCAUGGUCAUCUCCGGACGGACUUUUCAUUGAAAGAAAAUCAUUUUGAUGAAGAUGAGGGACUGAGCAAGUCGUGGAAGAAAAGUCUGCCGUGAAUUCAGUUUUAUGUGAAGGAUUUUGAAGAGACUGGUAAAGGGUUUUCGUUCUGUUUUUGUACUCAACCACGAAAAGGGAUUCACUAAUUUGGAUUGUGAAGGUGUCUAAAAAAAAAAAAAAAACGUGUUAUAUUUAAUGUUGAGUGGUGACUGUGAAAUCUGUUGCUCAUUAAUAUUAUUUUCUCAACUGCUUUUUUAAAACUCGAUCUUCCAGCGCAAGUGAUAGACAAAGGGGGAAUAUUUAUAUUUCAUUUGUACACUUCUUGUCAUAAUCUACUGUGUUUCAAUAGACCAAUUUUAAUAAUUAAAAUAUGUAACUGGACA